This is a messenger RNA of Phaeodactylum tricornutum CCAP 1055/1, 609 nucleotides long. RefSeq lists its product with no specific name. Gene Ontology annotation, biological process: protein transport to vacuole involved in ubiquitin-dependent protein catabolic process via the multivesicular body sorting pathway. Gene Ontology annotation, molecular function: protein-containing complex binding. The record is from RefSeq and is a predicted model, not a curated record. Gene Ontology annotation, cellular component: ESCRT I complex. NCBI's taxonomy places the organism in Eukaryota, Bacillariophyta, Bacillariophyceae, Surirellales, Neidiaceae. Bases 1 to 609 code for a protein of 202 amino acids. The transcript has a single exon.
AUGCGGAUUGAUCUCUACCAAACAUCACGGGAGCGCGAUGCCUACGACGAACAGGCUAACCUGUACUCCAUCAUCCUCGCGACGGAACACUUGGAACGCGCGUACGCCCGGGACGCCGUCACGCAAAAGGAGUACAGUCACGAGUGCAAAAAGCUUCUUUCCCAAUUCCGCUUGGCCGAACGCGCCGUGUCGUCCGAAAUGAACACGGAAACGUUCAUGACGUUGUAUCAGAUGGACUGUCCGCGAGCGAAAGAGCGACUGUUGAUUCAGGGCGUUCCGGAACCCAUGAAGGGUGGGUCUGACGAAGCGAGUCACGCGGUUACUGUAGCCGAGACAGUGCAGCACUUUAUAACGACCAUGGAUGCCGUCAAAUUGGAACAACGGGCUGUUGAUGAGCUCCAACCGUUGUUGUCGGAUCUGUUGGAUGCCUUGACUCGAGUCCCAGAUACGCCUAACGAUUUUGAACCAAACCAUAGGAUACAAAAAUGGUUACAAAAGUUGAAUGGAAUGCGGGCCGUAGACGAGAUUGAUGAAGAUGACUCUCGACAACUCUAUCACGAUCUGGACGCGGCGUAUACCGAAUUCACCAGAUACCUCAAGAGAUCGUAG